CGUGAAGGAGUGGAUGUCGGUUAAUGUUGGUCUACUUGUAGUGUCCAAGUCCAAUAGCGUUUGGUCUGCUACAAAGAAUCUUCAUUUGCCCGCGUAUUGACAACCUGUUUUGUGACGGCCGCGCAUAAAACUCAGCGUAUUUAACUCGCACUAAACCCUCCAAUUUUUAAGCACAUACUUAGUUACUUACUACCUCCGUCCAGCUCUAAAUUUUAAUCUUCCUAUAUACUGCUCUAGCUGCUUAUUUAGUUAAUUACAGUUUGACCCUCCCUAUGCAUAGCACAGGCAGAAGAAUCAGGCGCUCUGAGGUUAAUAAGUUUGAUCCUCUUACUUAAUAAUUCAUUGAUAGUAUAGCCUAAAUGUAUUUGGUGGCAUGCAGGCCUUCUGGCCUUCGAUUGUGAUGAAGAAGUGGCUGAACAUACAGCCUAAAGUGUACGACUUUAGCGAAGAUGAGGUCGACACCGAGAGUGAAGAUGAUGCUUUGCCGGAUAAAGAUAAAAGGGACAUUGAGGAAGAUGGAGGCCUAGCAUCACAAAGAAAGCCUUCCUCCCAAUGCUCCAUCCGAACCUCUGGCAAACCCUCAACCGACGUUUCACUAAAGCACAGGAGAGGGAAGUCUGAGACUCUACGCCUCCAGUACAUCAGUAGGAAAGACGUGAGAGUUACAAUAGGUACAUGGAAUGUUGCAGGGAGGCUCCCUGGUGAAGAUCUUGAGAUUGAUGAGUGGCUUUGCAUGAAAGCACCCGCGGAUAUUUAUGUCCUCGGCUUUCAGGAGGUGGUACCCCUAAAUGCUGGGAAUGUGCUGGGGGCAGAAAACAGAAGGCCCAUUACUAAAUGGGAAGCCACUAUUCGCAGAACACUGAACCAAACUAUUGGGCCUGAAACGAAGCCCAAGAGUUACAGCGCUCCUCCCUCUCCAGAACUCAGGACUUCUACUCCUUUAGAUAUAAUUGCAGAUGCGGACAUCGAAGACCCUUCAUGUAUGGUUACAAUUCCGAAGAAUCUAAGCUUGAAGCGGGGUUUGGAUUGGCCCGAACUUCCUCUGGAUGGAACCCCCCAACUUCUUCCGUCAACCUUCAAGCUUAGAAGGGUUCUGAGCAGUUGUGCGCGGGUUGGUUUUGAGGGUCUGGAUAAUCCAGUUUCAUUUGGGCCUAAUGGAUUGGGUCUUGACGGGCUAAAAAGAGGGAACCAUAGCUCUGGAGACUUGGAGUCUUUGUGGACGGACAAUCAACCGGAAGUUCUUGACUGUCUUACUGAUGUCUCUGAUCAAUUCUCUGAAGAAGACGAUGAGGACGGAUUUGGGGAUUUUCCGGUGGUUAGUGAAGAAAAAGGUGCUAGCUUCUUAAAGAAAUCUCGUCCAAUGUAUGUUCGAAUUGUGAGUAAACAGAUGGUCGGGAUCUAUGUUUCGGUUUGGGUACGAAGAACAUUGAGAAGGCAUAUCAACAACUUGAAAGUCUCUCCUGUAGGAGUUGGACUGAUGGGAUACCUUGGUAAUAAGGGAUCUGUUUCGGUGAGCAUGUCUCUUUACCAGACAAAGCUAUGCUUUGUCUGCUCACAUUUGACAUCUGGACAGAAGUGGGGUGCUGAGCAGAGGAGGAACUCUGAUGUGAAUGAGAUCUUAAGGCGCACCAGCUUCUCCUCAUCGGUGUUUAAAUCAGAAACUGAUUAUCCUCCUCCCCUAACAAUCCCAUCUCACGAUCAGAUAUUCUGGUUUGGAGACUUGAACUACAGAAUCAAUCUAGCAGAUGCCAAAGUAAGAAAGCUUGUUUCAAGAAAGCAAUGGGGUGAACUCUUGGACCAUGAUCAGCUCACCAAGGAGCUCAGGAGUGGAUGUGUGUUUGAAGGUUGGAAGGAAGGAGCUAUUAACUUCGCUCCAACUUACAAAUAUGAAUUCAAUUCAGAUAGAUAUGUGGGGCAGAGCGUGAGAGACGGCGAGAAGAGAAGGUCGCCUGCAUGGUGUGAUCGUAUAUUGUGGUUAGGGAAAGGCAUCAAGCAGAUUUCUUACAAUAGGACAGAUAUAAGAUUAUCGGAUCACCGACCUGUGAGUUCCAUGUACGUGGUGGAAGUAGAAAUCUUUAAUCAGCGGAAGCUCCAACGAGCUCUCAAUGUUAAUUCUGCUGCGAUACAUCAUGAUAAGUUGGUUCAAUGACAUAGAUGAAUCACCGAAGUUAGGCCUUUAGAAAAUUAUGUUGGCGCAGUUUUAUACUCCUGUGAUUUUUUCAUUCGUCAAGUAACAAUACUUGUUGUAGAUUAUACCACAAACUUAACACGUAAAUAGUUAUAGACUUAUAGGUAUUCAUGGUAAUAUUGUACAACUUAGUCUAGAUUAUCUCUAUUAUUACAAAAAUGUAAACUCACCAGGCAAAUACAUAAGGUAAAGCUAGAAUCACUCAUGGCAAUAAUAUAACAUUUAGUCAGCACAUAACAAUAUUAGGUAUGUUAUGCAACAUCAUUUCUUUAAUUUCUUUAUCAACAAAUGCGCUACAUCAAAUAAA
This is a messenger RNA of Cuscuta europaea, 2495 nucleotides long. Lineage: Eukaryota; Viridiplantae; Streptophyta; Magnoliopsida; Solanales; Convolvulaceae. The record is from the annotation of a GenBank genome assembly.